UUUUGUUUUCUAUAUGGUGGGAACUCUAUGCAUGAAACUCUGUUUUUAUAUGGGUGGAACUUUAUAUGUGAAACCGUUUGUUUUCUAUAUGGGUGGAAUUCUAUGUAUGAAACUCUCUGUUUUCUUUAUUGGUGAAACUCUAUGUAUGAAACCCUUUGCAAAAACAACUCUAUGUAUGAAACCGUUUGCUGAGGUGACCCUUAUAAUGAUGCAAUAUGUGCUAAACAUGUGAUCCGCCCUUAGGAAUUGAAGAUCAGUUUUCAUCGAACUCAACAAACUUAACCUAUAGAUACUAACUUGUAGUUUUUUGAGGGAUAAACUUGUGGUUUUGUUUGAAUAAAAAGAUGUUGCCACUUCAAUUUUCUAGAAAAAAAAAUCUUAUUUCAAAGUUGUGGAUUUUACUUUCUUAAUUUUUUGAACACAAUAUAUCUUAUAUUUAAAUGUAUUGUCUCUAUUAAUUAAGCUGGAACCAGAAUCUGGAAAUCAAUUAAAUGUACUGUCUCUAUUAGUGUUUCCUUGAAUUUGUAAACUCCUGCCUCUUGUCAUGGCAUCUAUUUGAAGUUAAGAAGAUGGGAAUCUGUCAUCCUCUUUCCCAUGACUUCUGUGUACCACUAGAUCCAUGGUCCCUAUCCCUACCCUAGAAGGGCUUGAAGUUGAAGCAGACGUCCACCUUUUCUUGCUUUGAAGUUGCUGCUGGCAUUUCCUCUGGUUUAAAGCAAGCAAUUCCCUAUGUUUUCUGAGGAAGUUCUAUGUUUUUAUAAGAAUAUGGUAUGAAUGUAGGGAGAAUCUUACAUUAUUCAAUGACUUUUGUUGUACCUUCUCAAAGAUUAUGGUAAGGAAUAAAUUAUCUAAUGAAUUUUGUUGUACCUUCUUUUUGCUUGCAAGAAACAGUGGCUAUUAUAAACCAUCACACUUCAUUUUUGUUGUACCUUCUCAAAGAAUAUGGUGUGAAAUUUAGAGACAAACUUAUAUUAUUUUAAUGGCUUUUGUUGUACCUUCUCUCUCUCAAACUAGAAUACCUCUGGGUUAAUGGAGUUUUUUUUACCGAAGUUAAGGUAAUGGACCAGAUUCGUAGCAAAAAUGAGACCCUAAAAACCUUAAUCAUGAAAUUUUAGGAUUAUGGAUCUUAUUUGUAUAUUCUAUGAAACCACAUGCAGAAAAAAUAUAACUAACUCUAAAAAUAAACCUCCUCAAAAUCGUGUCUCCUGAUCGUGUCACCAAUCUGCUGUCGCCCCUGUCGUUUUUGGUCUCUGCUGAUCUAUUGCUCCUCGUGUCGUCGUUGCUGCUUCUGGUCACGAGGCCAGGUAUUGUCAUAGUUUCUCUCUUUUACCAAUCCUCCCGGUUAGCAUCUGUAUGCAAUCGUGUUCAGUGAUACCUAAUAUUCUUGAGCACCUAUGUGGAAUAGUUCUGUUCAUUCUUAGUCGAACACAUUAACUUGUUUCUUUUUUUAUUGUACAUAAAUUCAAGCGGGGAAAUAUAAAAAAUGGUUACGUGGUGGAUUUCUCCUUGUUAGAAUAUGCAUCAUUCGCCCGAUCUGAGUUCCUGUUUGAUUGAGUUCUGUUGAGUUUGAAUUAUUCUGAACCAUUAGAUUCUUUAUGUGUUUUUGCUCCUAUCUGAGUUCUGUUAGCUUGUAUUAUUGAUUGUUUUUCAGGUGCAACACAAGAUCACCUGUUAUCUGGGAGAAGAAAGAAUAAGUGCAAAGUAAACAUUGAUUUUUCCCUCCUGGGGAAAGGCCUUUGGCAGCACCUUUUGGAUUAUGAGGGCCGUAAGAGAGUGUGGCUAUGCUCGUGCUACUGGCGCUCCCAUCUCAUCCUACGUUCCAAUUGCUCGCCAUCUUGUUCUUCAAGCAUCGUAUAGCCAUCACGGUUUAUCUUCACUCUCACUCCCACUUUUUUGCGUCGCCGGUGGCUUUAAGCAGAAUGGGUAUAAUGGUUUAUGUUUCCAUCCUCGUCCCCUAUCUAUUUCUUGGGUCUUUGGGGCAGGCAAACCUGAAAACAUAAUUCUAGCCCGGGCUACUGAGGGUGAUCAAUGGCGUCAGGGUCAGGAAGACUUCGGUGAUUAUGAACAGGCACAACAGCCAGAAGUAGGGUCGGAAGUUUUGAAGGAAGAGAUUGCCCUCUUAGGAGGAAACACCGGCAUAAUCUCUGCUUGUUUUGUUGGUCUCGUCACUGGCGUCUGUGUUGUGCUCUUUAACAACGUGGUGCAAGAAAUUCGUGAUCUUUGUUGGGAUGGAAUUCCAUCUCGAGGUGCCUCAUGGUUGAGAGAGUUGCCAUAUGAGAACACGUGGGAGCAUAUAAUCCUGAUACCGACUUGUGGAGGAUUGGUCGUAAGCUUGUUGAACAUGCUUCGAAGUGCUUUGGAUGCUCCUAAAGAAGAAAAUUCAGCAGAUAGCUUAAAAGCUGUUUUGAAACCAAUACUGAAGGCGGUAGCCGCUGCUGUAACACUUGGAACUGGGAAUUCUCUCGGCCCUGAAGGUCCAAGUGUUGAGAUUGGUGCAUCAGUGGCUAAGGGAGUUGGUUCCCUGUUUGACAGAGAUGCUCAAAGAGAGCUCUCUCUUAGAGCUGCAGGGUCAGCUGCUGGAAUUUCAUCUGGGUUCAAUGCUGCUGUUGCUGGGUGUUUUUUUGCUGUAGAGUCGGUCUUAUGGCCAUCACCUGCUGAGUCAUAUCUAUCACUGACGAAUACGACCUCAACCGUCAUUCUUAGUGCCGUGAUAGCCUCUGUAGUGUCAGAAAUUGGUCUUGGAUCUGAACCUGCCUUUACUGUUCCAGACUAUGAUUUCCGUUCGCCAAGUGAACUUCCACUGUAUCUUCUGUUGGGUAUCUUUUGUGGCCUGGUUUCAUUGAGCUUUUCUUGGUGCACAUCGUUGAUGAUGGUGGUAACUGACAAGAUUCAGAAGACCUUUGCCAUGCCAAAGGCAGUUUUCCCUGUAGUUGGUGGUUUUACUAUUGGACUUAUAGCCUUGAUAUAUCCUGAAGUUCUGUACUGGGGUUUCGAGAAUGUUGACACCCUCUUAGAGUCUCGACCAUUAGUGAAAGGCCUCUCUGUUGAUCUAUUAUUGCAGCUAAUAGCAAUCAAAAUAGCAGCAACGUCUUUUUGUCGUGCAUGUGGAUUAGUAGGAGGCUACUAUGCUCCAUCACUUUUUAUUGGUGCAGCUACAGGAAUGGUGUAUGGAAAAAUUAUUAGUUUUAUGAUUUCUCAACUCAAUCCAAUCUUUCAUCUCUCAGGCAUAGAGGUUGCAUCACCACAAGCAUAUGGCCUGGUUGGCAUGGCCGCUACUCUUGCUGGGGUCUGUCAGGUCCCUCUUACUGCAGUUUUGCUAUUAUUUGAGCUUACUCAGGACUACCGGAUAGUGUUACCACUUCUAGGCGCUGUAGGAUUGUCUUCCUGGAUCACAUCUCGAUCGAUAAAGAGAACAGAUGGUGCGGACUAUAAGUUACUUGAAGAGAUAGAACCGCGAACCCAACAACCCGACACAUUUUUAUGUGACUCAAACCUAUGUGCUUCUAAUGAUCCACAUGCAGUGGAAGGACCAGAAGGAAGCCUUGAUGAACUCUCACCUGUGUCAUAUAGUUUUGAUGGUAAUACAGAAUACAUCGCGAAAAAGCUUCUUGUCUCACAAGCCAUGAGAAGCCGGUAUGUGACUGUGCUAAUGAGCACCAUGCUAACAGAAGUAGUGGCGCUGAUGCUAGAAGAGAAGCAAUCUUGUGCUAUGAUAGUUGAUGACAACAACCUCUUGAUAGGUUUACUGACUCUGGGAGACAUACAAGAGUUUUGCAAAUUAUCAGAAGAAAGAAACAAGAUACCUGAGGUCUCUCUCUCUCUCCACUAUAUACACGUGGGUGGGUGGUUGCAGGAAGUCAUAGUAUCUGAACUAUGUUCUCUGAAUGGUUUCUGUAAGUUCCCACCGACUGUAACACCCAAGAUGAAUCUGUACUCUGCUGAGUUGAUUAUGAACACGCAUGGAACAACUCGACUACCAGUUGUUUCAGAGUAUGCUGCAGACCAGAGAGCCCUUCCAGUUGGCAUUUUAGACAGAGAAUGUAUCAAUAUAGCUUGCAGGGCUUUGGCAACUAGAGAACGCCUUGUUUGGUUUUCCACUCUGAACAAUCCCAGAACUUGAUUUGAUGGAGGUUAUUAUGUAAUGUCCGAUCGAUUGCAUAAAGCCCGCAGUAGCAGCGUCUCGAUAAUCUCGGUCUUCCGGUAAAUGAUCAACGUAAUGUGGUGUAUAAGCGGAAUUAGGUGUAGCUAUAUUACAAGCUUAUGUUUUUACGAUCUUAGCCUUUUUCUCCUAGGUGCUCAUUUUAUCACGAGCCUUCACUGCCCCGUUCUGUAACUUACCUUCUUUCUCCCGUCCACUAAAAAGGAUAUGUCAGUGACCUAGCACGGAAGAGGAAAAACCGAAUAUUUCACAUUAGGUGGUCCCGCGGAGCUCUCGGAAAAGGGUCGGUUGUCCCUUACACUUGCUCCGCUAAAAAAAAUCCGUUAAGUCAUGCCUCUUGAUCAUUUUACAUUUUUCUUUCGUCCUCUUAAAAAACUACACUUGUUUGGCACCUGAUCCCGGCUAAACUACCCGUAAAGGGCAAGGGGAUUGUGUUAUGAUUGUGACCAGAAAAACAGUGUCGUCCAUCAUUGCUUAUAAUGUGAAUCCAAUAGCGUAUCAUUUGAUUGAAACUGGUGCAUCUAAUGUGGGAAUUGGAUUUUGAUGCAAAAUAAUCACUCCAUUGCUUAUUUUAGUAAAAUGUCAGGACCCGAAUUGCAUGCAAUGUCCACUUACAUCAAAGAGUUGCAUCCAUUUUGGAGGUUGUUUAGAAAUGGUGACAAUAUCUUCUUGGCCGUUUCUUUGUUAUUCGAACUGCUCACUAGAGCAUUAAGGAACUCUUUCAAUAGGUCUUAGAUACACUGGAUCAACAAGUUUAUAUUCAGAAAUUACUUGGCUACUUUUGAAUUGAGUACGAACGUGGAUGUUCUAACUUAGAUGUAGAGGCAUUCUCUAGGGUGGUUGUCAAGACACUUACUUUCAGAACAGAUAAUGUUGUUUUUUGCCUACCGUUAAUCAGUCGGCCUUCAAGUGAUCUCCUGGACACCCGCUAUCAAUAA
Cynara cardunculus var. scolymus (artichoke) is the source of this 5097-nucleotide messenger RNA. RefSeq names its product chloride channel protein CLC-e. The record is from RefSeq and is a predicted model, not a curated record. Gene Ontology annotation, biological process: transmembrane transport; chloride transport. Gene Ontology annotation, molecular function: voltage-gated chloride channel activity. NCBI's taxonomy places the organism in Eukaryota, Viridiplantae, Streptophyta, Magnoliopsida, Asterales, Asteraceae. Bases 1757 to 4120 code for a protein of 787 amino acids. Gene Ontology annotation, cellular component: chloroplast thylakoid membrane. The transcript has 8 exons.